GAAUAAUUAAAAAAAAGAAUUUAAAUUUUGCCACACUAAAAAAUUCUUUCCGGAAACACGUGCUGACAUCUUAUUUUCGACACGUAUUUGAGAACAAGUGGUUCUCAACCAAUUACCAAGUGUCAAAUUAUUUUCUAAACUUUGGACUCUGGAAUAUUUGUGUGCCACAAAGGGGAAAAUUGUCCUCUAAAUAAAGUUAUUUGACUUAAUUUUAUUGUUGCACAAAUUACAAUAAUUAAUAUUUACCCUAAACAAUGUUUUCAACGUGCUCAAGAGUUUUAAAAACAAAUGCCAACUUCGCUUCGAUUCUUCAUCGUUUUGAAUCGACAUUGGUUAUUGCGGAGCACAAUAAUGAAAUUCUUUCUCCAAUUACACAAAAUGCCUUAGCGGCUGCUACGAAAAUUGGAGGUGACAUUACUGUUUUGGUAGCUGGUACGAAAUGUAGUUCUGCAUCCGAAGCACUGACUAAAGCACCAGGAGUCGCUAAAGUAAUUGUCGCCGAAGGCGAUGCUUUUAAAGGAUUUACUCCAGAAUCAAUUACUCCUCUCGUUUUGGCAACUCAUAAGCAAUUAAAUUUUAGUCACAUUAUCGCUGGUGCAAGUGCCUUUGGUAAAGCGCUACUACCUCGAAUUGCUGCUAAAUUAGACGUGUCGCCUGCCAGUGAUGUUAUUGAAAUUAAAUCGCCGGACACAUUUGUGCGUACAAUAUACGCUGGCAAUGCGGUGCAAACAAUUAAGAUGAAGGACAAUGUUAAGAUAAUAUCUGUUCGUGGUACGGCGUUUAAACCAGUCUCGACUGAGGGUGGCAGUGCAAAAAUUGAAACAGCACCCGCGGGCGAUUACAAAUGUAAUUUAGUCGAAUUUAUUAAGCAAGAAUUGAGCAAGUCUGAUAGGCCAGAAUUGGCGUCGGCCAAGGUCGUUGUGUCAGGUGGACGAGGUCUAAAGUCGGGUGAAAACUUUCAAAUUUUGUACACACUAGCCGAUAAAUUAAAUGCUGCCGUUGGCGCUUCACGAGCCGCCGUCGAUGCAGGUUACGUGCCAAAUGACAUGCAAGUUGGCCAAACGGGAAAAAUCGUUGCUCCAGAUUUGUACAUUGCUGUGGGAAUAUCGGGAGCCAUUCAACAUUUAGCGGGAAUGAAGGAUUCGAAGACAAUUGUUGCCAUAAACAAAGACCCAGACGCGCCAAUUUUCCAAGUUGCCGACUACGGUUUGGUCGCCGAUCUCUUUAAAGUUGUGCCCGAGAUGAAUGAAAAACUCUAAAAGAAAAAAGUUGGUGUUUUCCUAAUUUCAUCGUCAAGAGAGAAAAAAUGAGAAACGACUUUUGCCUUGAUAAACACUUUGCUCAUUGGGUUCUUUGGAUGAGGCGAAUGGUUUUUUGAAAUUGAAGAAAAAUUGAAGGAUGACAAUCCUGGAACCAGUCUUGGGGAUUUCGCCAAUUUUAUGGCUAUUAAUAUACGCCAGUUUAAUUCUAUUACUAUCGCCAUUACUAUUAGUGAUGAUGGUUUUACUGCCAAAUUUUCCAAUAUUGCUAUUGCGAAGAAUGUGCGCAAUUCCCAUUGAAUCAAUUUGAAAGAACAAAAAAAAAUCCAUUCUCAAGAGGCCAAAGAACAAUUUCAAUCACCAAAGAGCUGCACUGAAUCGAGCUCAAUAUUUUUUUUUUGUUUCUCAAUUUACAAAACAAAUUGAAAUCAUCCUUAGAAUAUGGAAAAUUUAAUUCGAAUUUAUUCUCUAAUUUUAAUUGAUUUUCAAAUUUAUUACAAAUUACGUAAAAUCAAAUUCAAAGAAAUUCU
Messenger RNA from Leptopilina heterotoma, 1789 nucleotides. RefSeq names its product electron transfer flavoprotein subunit alpha, mitochondrial (gene wal). Gene Ontology annotation, cellular component: mitochondrion. Bases 255 to 1259 code for a protein of 334 amino acids. The transcript is spliced from 5 exons. The record is from RefSeq and is a predicted model, not a curated record. NCBI's taxonomy places the organism in Eukaryota, Metazoa, Arthropoda, Insecta, Hymenoptera, Figitidae. Gene Ontology annotation, molecular function: electron transfer activity; flavin adenine dinucleotide binding.